AUGAAGCUCUUGUCCCUUGCCAUCGCCGCGAUCGUGGCUGCCACGACGGUUACUGCCCAGCAGCCUGCCACUGAUGGGGUUCGCGACCUCACCCUGGUGGACCGCCAGGCCCUGCCCGACCUCUCCAAGCUCUCAUCCUGUGCCCUCGUCUGCGUCCUCAACACAAUCUCCAGUGCCGGUUGUUCGUCACCCUUCGACACCAACUGCAUCUGUACCGCCAAAUUCACCAACCUCGCCUCGGCCUGCCUCGCCACCAGUUGCCCGGUCAUCGACGCCGUCCCGGCGCUCAACCUCCAAAAGGAAAUGUGCCCCAACCUCGGUCUUCCCGACCUCUCCAAGCUCUCGCCCUGCGCGCAGACCUGCGUGAUCAAGACCCUCACCAAGGCCAAGUGCCAAGGCCCGCUGGACAACAAGUGUAUCUGCGGCCUGCCGUUCGAGUUUGAGGUGGGACUGUGUCUCCUGGGCUGUGGCCUGGGCGACCUCGCGCCCGCCCUCCAGCUCCAGUUUGGCGUGUGCGACCCCAAGCCGACCAACGGGCAGUGUACGGCCACGGGACUGUGGAAGAUCCUGCAGCCCAACUGCUGGUUCAAGGUCGGGACUGUCAAGACCCACGCUGCCCGCAGUGUUAGUAACAGCUGGACGCGCCGGGGGCCGGCGAGCGUUCGCAGGCGUGUGGCUGCGGGCCAGCACCCUUAG
Messenger RNA from Apiotrichum porosum, 696 nucleotides. RefSeq lists its product as uncharacterized. The coding region runs from base 1 to 696 and encodes 231 amino acids. NCBI's taxonomy places the organism in Eukaryota, Fungi, Basidiomycota, Tremellomycetes, Trichosporonales, Trichosporonaceae. The transcript has 3 exons. The record is from RefSeq and is a predicted model, not a curated record.